Athalia rosae (coleseed sawfly) is the source of this 1097-nucleotide messenger RNA. It is a transcript of the gene Mlc1, whose product is annotated as myosin light chain 1. The record is from RefSeq and is a predicted model, not a curated record. Lineage: Eukaryota; Metazoa; Arthropoda; Insecta; Hymenoptera; Athaliidae. Gene Ontology annotation, cellular component: muscle myosin complex. Gene Ontology annotation, molecular function: calcium ion binding. The coding region runs from base 136 to 588 and encodes 150 amino acids. The transcript has 6 exons.
CUCCGAUUCUCAUGUGUCCCUGUGGAGGCGCCAUCUGCAUUAAUAAAAUGAUUCCGCGCGGAACCUCUUGGUCCCACUUCUGGUUCAAACUUCGUUGAGGGAACAUCCAGAAGCCGUCACACACAUUGAACAGCAAUGGCUGAUCUCAGCGCAAAGGACGUCGAACGGGCGGAAUUCGCCUUCUCCAUCUACGAUUUCGAUGGAUCGAACACCCUCGACGCCGUCGACCUUGGAAACGUACUUCGCGCCCUUAACCUGAACCCGACGAAUGCGACCAUCGAGAAAAUGGGAGGCACCAAGAAGAAGGGAGAGAAACUUUUGAAACUCGACGAAUUCCUUCCCAUCUACAGCCAGGUCAAGAAAGACAAGGACCAAGGAUGCUACGAGGACUUCCUUGAGUGUCUGAAAUUGUACGACAAGAGUGAAAAUGGCACGAUGCUCGCCGCUGAGCUCACCCACACACUCCUCACCCUCGGUGAACGUCUCACUGACGCCGAAACCGACGAGGUCAUCAGGGACUGCAUGGACCCCGAAGACGAGGACGGUUUCAUCCCCUAUGCCCCAUUCCUGAAGAAGCUGAUGUCGUAAAUCAAGAAAUCACCAUCGAUCCGCGAAUCCGUUUCUUAAGAGAAUGUGUGACAAAGCAGCUGCCACAGCCAACCCCGACGAAUAAAGAUCAGACGUCAUUUUUCAUCGAUCAAAAUUCAUAAUUGAAGUGGUUGAAACAGCGAGCAACAACGAACAAAGAAAAACUAAAAAAAACCUACAGGAAAUAACAAGAAGAAUAUUGAAAUCUGAUAAACAAGAUUACCGAAUAAAUCAAAGAUAGUAUAAAAACAGAAUUUUUGGGAUACAUCUAGCAAUCUACGCCAGGACAAAAAAAUAUUUCAAAAGACGAAGCGAACUCAAAAACUGUUCAGGGUCCUCGACCUUUUGACAACCACUUGUAUACGCCUAUUUAAUUUAUUCAAUAUCAUCGUAUCAACAAAUUUCAUGAUCGUUUAUAAUAUAAUUAUUGUAACUUAAACUUGUUUAGAUAUUUUUAUUUUCUCCGCUCUAAUUAUUAUAUGAAUUAUACAUCUACUGUACGUACUAGA